Molecule: messenger RNA, 681 nt
Organism: Ilex paraguariensis (yerba mate)
Lineage: Eukaryota; Viridiplantae; Streptophyta; Magnoliopsida; Aquifoliales; Aquifoliaceae
Source: the annotation of a GenBank genome assembly
AUGGUAGCCAUCGUCUUCAUUUUUCCAGGGAGAAGAAAGCUUAAGGCUUCACAAUUGAAGGCUGGUUUUUGGGAAUCCAUCAGAUCUGGGUUUUUGAAGAACAAUACAACACAGGUUAUAGAACCGCCCUCCCCUCCUGAUGAAGGAGAAGAACAGUUGCCUCAGGAGUUUGUUCUUGUCGAAAAGACCCUAACAGAUGGAACAAUUGAACAAAUUAUGUUUUCUUCAGGUGGGGAUGUUGACGUGUAUGAUCUCCAAGCCUUAUGCGACAAGGUUGGCUGGCCUCGAAGGCCACUGUCCAAAUUAGCUGCGGCUUUGAAAAAUAGCUAUAUGGUAGCUACGUUGCAUUCUAUAAAGAAACCAUCUGGAGCAGAAGGGAGCAACCAAAGGACGCUUAUAGGCAUGGCUCGUGCUACAUCGGAUCAUGCCUUCAAUGCGACUAUAUGGGAUGUCCUUGUUGAUCCUUAUUAUCAGGGCCAAGGUCUUGGAAAGGUCCUUGUUGAGAAGCUUAUAAGGGCUCUCCUGCAAAGGGAUAUCUGCAAUAUUACACUUUUCGCGGAUAGUCAAGUUGUGGAAUUUUAUCGGAAGCUAGGUUUUGAACCUGAUCCAGAGGGCAUCAAAGUAGCUGUCUCAGUGGCCUCGGCACCGCUUGAUACUGCUAACAGUACAUUGCUCAUGUAG